AUGACCCGUCUCACGACUAUUUUCGCAGCGCUGUUCGUGCUCUCCUCCUUCCCGCUAAGCUUGGCCUGGACCUUUGUGUGGAGAAAUGCCACCGAUAUCGCCACCGUCGAGAACGGUACCAGUGCGCAGCGUUGCAAAACGAUCGAGCAAGCCAAAAACAAGAUUUACAAAUUCGACGCAAAGGGCAGUCUCGUCCGCCUCUUUCUCUAUGGCUCAUCGAACUGUACAGGCGAUAUUAUCGACACAUCCGAAGAUAGCCUCGCGAGCAAUUCGACGGUUCCAAUCUAUGGGUUCGCGGUCAUUGAUUUAAGGGGGGCAAACAGCAGCAGUGGUGGUGAGCUCACGCCAUUUCCAGGAAACGAUUGGUUCAAGUUAUCACCCAACAGUCCUGUGAUCACAGCCAUGGGGAAAAGACUCCUCGCAGAAAAUUGUGGGAAAUACCGCGAGGGACCGGGACCACAGUGGUCUGAUAUUGACCGGCAGUCCUAUCAAUGCUGGCAGGAAAAGCUGGGAUAUAGCGAUAAAGAUGCUGAUGGGUGGCCCGGCAAGGCAAGUUGGGACCAACUCAAGGUUCCUCUGACAGUCACGAGUGACCCCGAGAGCUCUUCUACAGCGACGAAGACACCGUCCAGUACGAGUGCUAGUACGAGCAAUCCGACGGGUUCAUCUGCUCCGACCACAGAUACCUCUUCUAAGUCGUCGCUCAGCGGAGGCGAAAUUGCCGGCGUUACUGUGGGCUCUGUGAUCGGAGUAGGACUUAUUGGGGCUGUAAUCUAUCUCUCGCGUCGGGUAGGCCGACGCGGUGCUUUGGCUUCUGGAGAUUUCGAACCAGAGUCACAGUCACAACAACGGCCAAAGAGUGGAUAUAGCGGUGUUGACGGCGGAGUGGAAGAAUCAAAAAAGCCGUCGGUGGAGCAUCCUCCCACGGAGGCCGGAGCAGUCUCCAUGAAGAAGGAGAAUAGGCAUGUUGCUGAGCUUUCGGGAGAUAUGACAGUGGCAGAAUUGAGUGAUAGUCGGAGGAUCCUUGAGAUGGGAGAUGGUCGCAAAUAG
Molecule: messenger RNA, 1050 nt
Organism: Penicillium cosmopolitanum
Lineage: Eukaryota; Fungi; Ascomycota; Eurotiomycetes; Eurotiales; Aspergillaceae
Exons: 1
Coding region: 1-1050 (349 amino acids)
Source: RefSeq, a predicted model, not a curated record